GGUCUCUCUGUGGAGUCCAACCAGAGACUCUUAGGAGGCCUCCUGGGUCAGACAGAGAAGAAUCCAGGAACCAUCCUGAGCGCCAUCAACAACCUGAAACUUUUAGAAGGCCUGCUGAGAGAGAAAAAGAAAAAUCCAAAAAAGAUCCAGAGAGCCAUCAACAACCUGAAGAAGAUCAACAGUGAAGGAGUCUCUCCUGACAGAAGCAUCAACAUCUAUCACUGUCUGAUGGAGAUGAAGGAUCUCUCAGUUCAUCAGGAGAUCCAAGAGUUCCUGAACUCAGAGAACAAAUCAGAGAAGGAACUCUCAGAGAUCCACUGCUCAGCUCUGGCCUACACUCUGCAGAUGUCAGAGGAGGUUCUGGAUCAGCUGGACCUGGACCAGUACAAGACAUCACCUGAGGGUAGACGGAGACUGAUCCCAGCUGUGAGGAACUGCAGAAAGUUCAGAAUUCCAGAACGAUGUGGACUCUCAGAGACUCACUAUGAAAUUGUGGCCUCAGCUCUGAAGUCCAACCCGUCCCACCUGACAGAACUGGACCUGGAGGAAAAUGGCAUCCAGGAUUCAUCCGUGAAGGUUCUGUGUUCUGGACUGGAGAGUCCAAACUGCAGACUGCAGACUCUGAGGUCAGAACAUUGAAGCUGCUGGUUGGUUCAUUUCUACAUUUGUAGUUCUUCACUGAAGCUGAAAGGUUUGGAUUCAAAGAGUUUCUGGAUUUUCCAGAACUUGAAUCAUUUGGUUUUUUUCAUUGUCAUUCAGCCGUUUCUCUAUUUCCGACCUGUUCUUGCUGUGAAAGGGUUUUUUUCUUUGUCCAGUGAGACUUGAUGAAUUUAGAAAAGAAGACAUUGAAUUUCUGUGGUUUUCAGGGCUGCCACGAUUAGUCGAUUAGUCACGACUACGUCAACGCAUCGAUUUGAGUUUGUUUUCUCUUGUUGAUCUCAAACUACAUUGUGUGCUUUCUAAUGCCGGGUCUGCUUUUCUCUGUGACACACGUGCACAGUAGUGCUAUUCAGUAGUGAUGUCACAGGAAGGUCUAGGAAGGUUCCAGGUAUUAGAAUAACACGCUAACAGAGCUUGAAUAUGUGGAAACUUCAGAAAAAUCACAGGAAAAAGUGUCCAAUGUCAUUUCUACAAGACAGAACUUGUGUUCCACAGCAGCUCUACGGUGAAACAUGAACACAUGAAGAGGAAACGUGACGGAGGAGG
This is a messenger RNA of Oryzias melastigma (Indian medaka), 1206 nucleotides long. RefSeq names its product ribonuclease inhibitor. Lineage: Eukaryota; Metazoa; Chordata; Actinopteri; Beloniformes; Adrianichthyidae. The record is from RefSeq and is a predicted model, not a curated record. The transcript is spliced from 2 exons. Bases 229 to 639 code for a protein of 136 amino acids.